AGUUGUUGAUAUUUUUAGAUAGGAUUGUUGUUUUACAGGGGAUUUCUCUCACAUUCUAUAGGGUUUAAGUAUUCUUUUAUUUGAUAGCUGACAGAAGAGGAAAAAGUGUACCUUUUAUUAUUAAAACCGUCCACAAGGAUACAAAGACGAGAAGUAAACAAGUCAGGCGGUCUCGGACCGACGUUCACAAAAUCCGCGACUAAGUAGGAGUAUUUUGGUAUAUGAACUUCGCAUGGGUUUACCGUAAAAUAGUAUAAGGUACAUGAUAUGCGGCAAACAUUUUACUUAUUCAUUGCAUAAAAUAUAGGAAUCCUUUUAUAUCAGAUACAGAACAUGAAUUUCAGGUAUGACUGUCGUGUGACGUCAAGGACAUUAACCACCAACUUCCCAUGAAACCCCAGCAGAGCCUCAUUUGCCGUCACAGGAAGUCCUUUGAUAAAGAUGGUAAAUUCCAGACUAGCAGACGGCCUUGGACUGGACUUGUGAUGUUUUAAUUACUUUGUUGGCUGAUAUCAAGGUUUGGGACAGUACUGGAUGUGUAAAAGGGCUGAAAAAUUAUGUCAGAAUGUACGACAAGGCGUCUGAAUUAGUUUAUUUGUUGCCGUCCUUGUGACAUUUUCAAUUUUGUAACAGGAGGUUUAACGUUACAUCUCACCUUGUACCCUGAGGGGUAUUAUGAGACCGCUCCAAGGUUGUGUAGGGAGGACGUCCAUAUGUCAACUUCAAGUUCAACUCAGUCCUUCCGCCUGUGCCGUGAAACAACUCUCCAGAAGUCUUCAGAUGAAGUCCAUGCCGUGACAAGUUAAACUCCACCACAAUUGAUAGGGUCUUGAAGUAUGGAGCAACAAAUAGAACAACUGUUGACUUGUCCGGUGUGUCUGGACCGUUACAAGAAGCCAAAGAUCCUGCCCUGUCAGCACACCUUCUGUCAGGAGCCCUGUCUGCAGCAGUUAGCAGACCCAGUCCGCCGGAAGGUCAAAUGCCCGGAAUGCCGAGCCGUGCACAACAUACCUCCCAAAGGGAUUUCUGGUUUCCCCAACAACAUCACGAUUCUCAAGUUUCUGGACCUGCCCGCUGACGCUACGUUUAGCUCAGGGUCGGAGACUUGCCAGGUCUGUAGGAGAAUUACAGCCAUUUCAAAAUGUUUUCAUUGUCCAAAGAGAUUGUGUGAAACCUGCAGGAAGGCACAUACUAGCCAACUAAAGACAGACAUCGGACACCAGACAAGUCAACUCUGGAGAGAGCUACCUAAGUUGUCUGAAGCUGUCAAUCUUGUGGAAAAGACGGCGACCCACAUUAAACAGAGUGGGGAGAUGGUGAAGCUGGAUAUCAAAAGUUCUAUAGAUCAAAACAUUCGCAAGCUGAGAGAGCGGGAACAGAUCCUGUUGAAUGAGGUGGACUUAUUCCUGCAGUCAGAGCUACGCUUAUUGAAAGUGAAACAGGAGAACCUUGAAGUGGAGGUGGCGAGCAUCGCGAGUCAUUGUGACUCAGCGGAGUCAAGAAUCAGCCAAGCCAGUCCAAGUGGCGUCGCUGUCACUGAUGCAGAACUACUCAGCCUGCACAAGCAAGGGAAGGAGUAUCUGGUGCAGCUACAGAACACUACCAUUGACGCUGCAGUAGACGACUGCAAGACGAUCAAAUUCACCCUUCAGAACAGUCAAACCUUACAUUCCAACAUCGCCACGUUAGGCGAGCUGUCGUCAUCAGCCUUCAUCAUUAAUGCAAACACUGUAAACCCAAACUCUGUGAACAGUUCAUCAAACCCACCCCCCAGGAAUCCCAGACUGUCCCUGUCAAAUGAAGCGUUUCGAGGUUUGCCAGUAGUGGAGAUGUUCCGGACCUCGUCCCAGCUCCGGACAUCCCCCUCUGUUGUGAGACAGUCUCCUUCAGUUACAGGGAGUGUCUCGCCCCAGCAGGCUUCUCCACGCCCCAACCCCGUCCAUCCUAACAGUAACAGUAACAGUAACAGUAACACUGUUGGGAGAGUUUCCCACAUCUCCACAGUGGGGAGAACUGAACAGAACAGAGCCAGACCUGGUAACAGCUCACUCGAGUUCACCAGUUAUGAGGUCCCGUUGGAUGACUUGGUAUCAGAUUUCUCUCACGUUCAGAGGAGAAGCCCUACGUCGGCGUUCUAUCGCUCAAAAGGGUUGAUCCAGACCAAGUUUGGAUCUAAGGGCAGUGACCUGGGGCACUUCACCUGGCCGCGGGGGGUGGCCGUGUCUCCUGAGAACUACAUCAUCGUGGCCGACAGCAGCAACCAUAGAGUUCAGGUGUUCACCCCCAGUGGACAGCUGGUGCGAGUGUUUGGAUCGUACGGGACAGGAGAGGGAGAGUUUGACUGUCUGGCUGGUGUCACUGUCAACUCACAGGGCUGGAUUGUGACAGCAGACAGGUACAACCAUCGUGUGCAGAUCUUCGACAGUAACGGGCGCUUCAUUCGCCAGUUUGGGCAGGAAGGCAGCCGUGACGGACAGCUGAGUUACCCCUGGGGGGUCGCCACGGACAGAAUGGGCUUUAUCUACGUCUGUGACAAGGAUAACCACAGGGUACAGGUGUUCCGACUGGACGGUGCAUUUGUGCGAAAAUUUGGUCGACUUGGCAAUGGUAACGGUCAGUUUGAAAACCCACACUACAUAGCUGUGGCCAGGGACAACAGAGUCAUCGUCAGUGACAGCAGCAACCACAGAAUACAGGUAUUUGAUAAGUACGGGCGGUUUUUGUUAAAGUUUGGGAGUGAGGGGAGUGGAAAUGGUCAGUUUAAGUACCCACGUGGGGUUGCUGUGGACCAGGAAGGCCACAUCAUUGUGGGAGACAGCGGAAACAAUCGAUUACAACUUUUCAGGCAGGAUGGCAGCUUUCUCUGUGCCUUUGGGUCCUGGGGGAGUGGGGAUGGAGAGGUGAAAGGACUAGAGGGGGUAGCUCUCACGUCCAGGGGGAAUGUUGUGGUCAGUGAUAGGGAAAAUCACAGAAUCCAGAUAUUUUAGGAAAUUUUCUAUAAUUUCCACUGGUGUGAGUUACUUUAUAUUGAUGACUUCAGUCAAUAUCAUGAAGGAAAGAGACCAUUCCUCCAUCCCACCUAGAAUCAGUUGGCUUUCUACUCAUUACGUCCCUUCACUACCAAGCAGACAUGAGAGAACAGUUGAGAAUAUCCUUCAGGACACUUCUCCCAUACUAUAGUAGCAACCGUCGAUAUAUUUCAACUGUGCACUAGUGCUGUCAUCAAAGAUUCUUGAUAGAAUGGUAGUAAGGAACCAGUACUCCUGGAUUAUCUUUUACUCCACCUAGGCCACACCGUCUUAAUUUUAUGGAUGACAUCCGCCGCGCAUUGAUUUUUGCCUGUUAUAAAAAAACAAACAUUAUCCGAGGC
This is a messenger RNA of Branchiostoma belcheri (Belcher's lancelet), 3370 nucleotides long. Its product is annotated as RING finger protein nhl-1-like. Lineage: Eukaryota; Metazoa; Chordata; Leptocardii; Amphioxiformes; Branchiostomatidae. The record is from RefSeq and is a predicted model, not a curated record. Gene Ontology annotation, biological process: negative regulation of translation; proteasome-mediated ubiquitin-dependent protein catabolic process; protein polyubiquitination. Bases 837 to 2987 code for a protein of 716 amino acids. The transcript is spliced from 4 exons. Gene Ontology annotation, molecular function: zinc ion binding; protein binding; translation repressor activity.